AUGUUGGUGCAGUUCUACACGGCCAUCAUCGAGUCCAUCCUCACCUCCUCCAUCACCUCCUCAUCACCUCCUCCAUCACCUCCUCCAUCACCUCCUCCAUCACCUCCUCCAUCACCUCCUCAUCACCUCCUCCAUCACCUCCUCCAUCACCUCCUCCAUCACCUCCAUCAUCUCCUCCAUCACCUCCUCCAUCACCUCCUCCAUCACCUCCUCAUCACCUCCUCCAUCACCUCCUCCAUCACCUCCUCCAUCACCUCCUCCAUCACCUCCAUCAUCUCCUCCAUCACUCCAUCCACACCUCCUCCAUCACCUCCUCCAUCACCUCCUCCAUCACCUCCAUCACUCCUCCAUCCUCCUAUCACCUCCUCCAUCACUCCUCAUCACCUCCUCCAUCACCUCCUCCAUCACCUCCUCCAUCACCUCCCUCACUCCUCCAUCACCUCCUCCAUCACCUCCUCAUCACCUCCUCCAUCACCUCCUCCAUCACCUCCUCCAUCACCUCCUCCAUCACCUCCUCCAUCACCUCCAUCACUCCUCAUCACCUCCUCCAUCACCUCCUCCAUCACCUCCUCCAUCACCUCCUCCAUCACCUCCUCCAUCACCUCCUCCAUCACCUCCUCCAUCACCUCCUCCAUCACCUCCUCCAUCACCUCCAUCAUCCCUCCCAUCACCUCCUCCAUCACCUCCUCCAUCACCUCCUCCAUCACCUCCAUCCAUCACUCCUCCAUCACCUCCUCCAUUCACCUCACCUCCUCCAUCACCUCCUCCAUCAACCUCCUCCAUCACCUCCUCCAUCACCUCCUCCAUCACCUCCAUCAUCUCCUCCAUCACCUCCUCCAUCACCUCCUCCAUCACCUCCUCAUCACCUCCUCCAUCACCUCCUCCAUCACCUCCUCCAUCACCUCCUCCAUCACCUCCUCCAUCACCUCCAUCAUCUCCUCCAUCACCUCCUCCAUCACCUCCUCCAUCACCUCCAUCAUCUCCUCCAUCACCUCCUCAUCACCUCCUCCAUCACCUCCUCCAUCACCUCCUCCAUCACCUCCUCCAUCACCUCCUCCAUCACCUCCUCCAUCACCUCCUCCAUCACCUCCUCAUCACCUCCUCCAUCACCUCCUCCAUCACCUCCUCCAUCACCUCCAUCAUCUCCUCCAUCACCUCCUCCAUCACCUCCUCCAUCACCUCCUCAUCACCUCCUCCAUCACCUCCUCCAUCACCUCCUCCAUCACCUCCUCCAUCACCUCCAUCAUCUCCUCCAUCACCUCCUCCAUCACUCCUCCCUCCUCCAUCACCUCCUCCAUCACCUCCAUCAUCUCCUCCAUCACCUCCUCAUCACCUCCUCCAUCACCUCCUCCAUCACCUCCUCCAUCACCUCCUCCAUCACCUCCUCCAUCACCUCCUCCAUCACCUCCUCCUUCACCUCCUCCAUCACCUCCUCCGUCACCUCCUCCAUCACCUCCUCCAUCACCGUGUGGUUCGCUGGAGCCACAGUCAGGGACAAACAGAGACUACAGUGCAUUGUGCGCUCUGCAGAGGAAGUGA
This is a messenger RNA of Knipowitschia caucasica, 1539 nucleotides long. The record is from the annotation of a GenBank genome assembly. NCBI's taxonomy places the organism in Eukaryota, Metazoa, Chordata, Actinopteri, Gobiiformes, Gobiidae.